AUGCAAUUAAGUAAAAUACUUAUAACGAAUAAAAAAGGAAGAGAUAAUUGGUAUAAAUUAAGUAAUCUUUGGUUUUCAGGAUAUUCGUGUUAUAGUUUUUUAUUGAAUAAUUACAAAAAACAUUUUAUUUCUAUUAAAAAAAAUAAAAAUAUAGGAAAUUCAACUUUAAAAUUUAAAAAGAAUUAUAAUUCUGAUAUUGGAAUAAACCUUUCCAAUAAUAAAUCAGAAGAAUUCUUGAAAAAAAAUGAAAAUACUUGUACAGAAAUAUAUGCUGAUGGUUCUAUUCAUUAUAAUGGAACUGAAAAAACAAUGAUAAAAGGAAAAAAUAUAUCAGAAUGUGUUAUUGGUCUUAAACAAACAAAUCAACGUGCAGAAAUUAUGGCUGUUAUACGUGCAAUAGAAUCUGUAUCUAAUUAUGAGAAUAUUUUAAUAAAUACUGAUUCAAAAUAUACAGUGAAUGCACUAACUGUGUGGUAUAAAAAAUGGGAGAAUAAUAAUUGGAAAAGAAUAGAUGGAAAAUCAGUAAAAAAUAUAGAUUUAUUAAAAAAAGCUCUUAAGCUAAUCAAAGAACGUAAUGGAUACACAAAAUUAAAACAUGUAGUAGGCCAUAAAGGUAUUCAUGGAAAUGAACAAGCGAAUUAUCUUGCAAAUAUGAGUAUUUUUCUUUUAAAAAAAAAAUAA
Molecule: messenger RNA, 681 nt
Organism: Pneumocystis jirovecii RU7
Lineage: Eukaryota; Fungi; Ascomycota; Pneumocystomycetes; Pneumocystales; Pneumocystaceae
Exons: 3
Coding region: 1-681 (226 amino acids)
Biological process (GO): DNA replication, removal of RNA primer
Molecular function (GO): nucleic acid binding; RNA-DNA hybrid ribonuclease activity
Source: RefSeq, a predicted model, not a curated record